This is a messenger RNA of Penaeus monodon (black tiger shrimp), 2157 nucleotides long. RefSeq names its product serine proteinase stubble-like. The record is from RefSeq and is a predicted model, not a curated record. Gene Ontology annotation, molecular function: serine-type endopeptidase activity. Gene Ontology annotation, biological process: proteolysis. NCBI's taxonomy places the organism in Eukaryota, Metazoa, Arthropoda, Malacostraca, Decapoda, Penaeidae.
CGAGGUCGGACGUUCUUCCCUUGGCCCUCGCAAGGACACUAAGCCACGAGCCAGGACGGAGAAAGGCCACACGGUCCUUCUCCCCCUUCCGCCCUUCAAAAGGAGGCGAAGAAUCUUCCAAGCGGGUUGAUUAUUUUUCUCUUUUAGUUCUGAAGAAGGAGGCGCCGAGGAGGAGGAGGAUUUUUUUAAAGAAACUUUAUCGUCGACGAAAAGCAGCGUCGCCAUGGGGAUCGGUUCUCCGCACGUGUGCUUCCUCGUCGUGUGUCUGUUCCAGUGGGCGGCCGCCGUUAACCCAGUGGACGCCGAUCUAGCGCUUCGAUCUCAGGAUGGAAUGAAAGCUGAAUCAAGGCUGCUGCUGAACCCCCUCAGCAUCUUCGGGAACCCCAGGUGUGAUUACGGAGGCAACGAAGGGGUGUGCUACGGGGAAGUCGAGUGUCUUGCUCUGGCAGGUCAAUAUGGCAACUUCUGUUCGGGUCUCCAUGGACUGUGCUGCCUGUUCCACCGCACUUGUGGCCAGAAAACGUCCCAAGUUGUUUCCUACUUCAAGAACGUUCAGUACCCGUUGGAAGACAGACCGCCUGAGGCCUGCUCGUUUGAGGUCGUGACGCGCUCCAAUGAAUACUGUGGACUACAGGUGGACAUGGAAGAAGCUGAUUUCCCCCAGACCCACGACGGGGAAUGUGACGGGACCUUCUUCCACCUGACGGGAAUUCACGGCGGCAGACUGUCUCCCAAGUGCGGACGACUCACCGGAAGCUCGUACUCCUACAGGAUCGAAAACCUGGAGAGCGUCUUCAUUCACGUUAACUCCUCGCGUAACCGUAACACCCUCUGGAAGAUGAAGGUGACUCAGGUGCUGUGCAAAGAUUUCGUUGGAGAAGACUUCUUUUCCCCCCGCCCCUGCCCACCCACUCAACCUCACGCCCGCCCAUCACCUCCCGCCCGCCCACCACCUCACGGCCGCCCGUCGUGAUGCCCCCCGCCCCUCCCCCGACGGCAGGAGGCUUUGCGGCUUGUGGCAUCAGAGGGCCUCCCUAUAACCAAGGAUCAAGGAGGCCCGCGGGAAGGCGCCUGCCAGACCCCGCAGUGAAGGGGCCCCGCCGUCGCAAGAACCCGGAUCGACGCCGCCCUUCGCGACGCCCCGGCAACACAGACGUCAAGACCGACCGACGAGGCCAGGUGGCGGGGACGAGGCCCUCCAGCAUCAUCAACAGCAGCAAGUGGGGCGUCCCGAGCCUGAACGACACGCUCUUUGCCCACUACGCGGGAGAACCGAGCCCCUUCUCGCACCGCAUCACCUUCGGCCAGGUGUCCGGCCUGAGGGAAUUCCCGUGGCAGGUGGCCAUGGAGGUCAACGGCAAGUUCCACUGCGGCGGCAGCGUCAUCGGAGAGUACUGGGUCCUGACGGCGGCACACUGCGUCAACAGCUACGAGAACUCGCCCCAGGCCAUCAAGCUGUUCAUCGGAGACUGGGACCUGGGAACGGUGAACGACGGCCCGAGUGUCACCGCCUCCGUCGCCAGAGUGAACGUUCAUCCUCUGUACUCGAAGCCGUCCCUCCAGAACGACAUCGCCGUCCUCAGGCUCAGCUCGAGGCUCAAUUUUAAUGAGAGGAUACGACCCGUCUGCCUGCCUAAUUCAGACAUUGACGUCGAGGACCAGCUGGCUACGGUCAGCGGAUGGGGACGCGACGAGGAUUUCACGCUGCAGAAGCAACUGCACCAUCUCUCGGCCCUCGUCGUCGCCAACUCCCUCUGCGACGACAAGUGGAACCGCAACGGCGCCGCCAGAGGGCUCAUUGUCGACUCGAUGAUGUGCAUGGACGCGGCCAACGGCGACUCGUGCAACGGCGACAGCGGCGGCCCCAGCAUCGUGGAGUCUCCCGCAGGCUCAGGCAAGUGGUUGCAGGUGGGCGUCGUGUCCUUCGGCUCCGGGACCUGCACCGAGGCCACCCUGCCUGGCGUCUACACCCGCGUCUCCUACUACAGGGACUGGAUCCGUCAGCAGAUGUUCUAAGGGCCUCCCCGACCGGACGCCCUCCGUCGCUUCGCCCUUCUGCCGAGGAGCGGACGGCGGUGCCCGGCCCACGCCCGGCGCGAACCUUGGCGGGGUCUUCUAUUUAUUACUCCUCAGUCACCUGUGUUGAUGUGCAUAUAU